CUGGAAGUUGACACAUUCAGAUCUUCACUUGUGACUAGUAACCAUAGAAGUGUGGAUUCAGGUCUCAGAUACUAACAUAAUGCUUAAGGAAGUGCUCUUGGGUCUCCUCAUAGCAGCUGUGGCGCUCACUGUAGGAAUCCUGCUUGGUCAUUUUGGCAUUAAGAAGGGCAGUUCGGUACCAGAGUGGGUCCAGGAUGCAUCCAAGGAUGUGGAUGAAAGGAUUAUUGCGGAAUUCCUUGAGAAACUGGACAACAUUCAAAUACAAGAAAAUCUUAGGGAACUGACCAAGGUUCCUCAUAUGGCCACAACCCCUGGAGAUGAGGCAACAGUGAAUUUGAUGUUAAAAAGAUGGCAGGACCCAAAGACAGGCUUGGACAGCGCAUGGAGGGAGGACUACGAUGUGUAUCUAUCAUUCCCAAACAAAACUAACCCCAAUAAAGUAUCUGUUGUUAAAUCAAAUGACGCAGUACUGUUCACGUUAAGAGAGAGAGAGAAAGCAUACUACCCAGAGCAGGACGAUCCAGAGGUGGUGCAGCCUUAUGCAGCUUAUUCUCCAGCAGGACACGCCAAGGGAAAACUGGUGUAUGCAAACCAAGGUAAAUUGAGUGACUAUGAGCUGUUAAACGCAACACUGAAUCUGAAAGGAACCAUCGCCAUCACCAGAUACGGAGGAGAGGGAAGAUCUGGAAAAGCUAUCAAUGCAGCAAAGUUUGGAGUUGUCGGGGUGCUGGUCUAUACAGAUCCAAAUGACAUUAAUGAUGGAAAGUCAGAUGAAAGUGAAACGUACCCUCACUCCUGGUACCUCCCACCCUCUGGUGUAGAGCGAGGCUCAUACAACCUUGACUUUGGAGACCUGUUGACACCCUACCUAGCAGCAAAGAAGGACACCUACAGAAUUCCAAAGGAGCAAAUAACGGGCAUCCCACCAAUUCCAACACAGCCGAUAGGGUUUGAGGAUGCCUAUGUAUUAAUUUGUGAACUUGAUGGGAACAAUGCCCCAGAUGCAUGGCAAGGAGGUUUCAAUUGCACAUACAAGUUUGGUGGACCAGGCUUUAAACCCACAUCUCAAUUCAAUGACAGCGAUGUACAGUUGGACAUUUAUAACAGAGAGGAGAUAAAACCUUCAGCAAAUGUUAUGGGAAUAAUUCGAGGCAGUGUGGAGCCAGACAGGUAUGUGAUAUAUGGGAAUCACAGGGACAGCUGGGUGCAUGGAGCCAUUGACCCCAGCAGUGGGACAGCAGUGAUGUUAGAGAUCACCAGAGUGCUGGGGACAAUGGUAAAGGAAGGCAAAUGGAGACCUCGACGGUCCAUCAUCUUUGGCAGCUGGGGAGCUGAGGAAUUUGGCCUUAUUGGAUCUGCAGAAUACACAGAGGAGUACUUCAGUAAGCUGAUUGAACGUACUGUGGCCUACAUCAAUGUGGACAUCUCAGUGUUCGCUAAUGCCACCCUGAGGGCAUCUGGAUCCCCUUCAACACAGAAUGUGAUUUUUACAGCAUCCAAACAGGUAAAGGCACCUGGCACCACUGCAUCAGUCUAUGACAACUGGAUAAAAUAUUUCAACAGGACCAGCCCAAAUUAUGGGUUAAUACCAAAUGUGGGGUUCUUGACAGGAGCAGGAAGUGAUUAUGCUCCUUUUAUGCACUACCUAGGAAUAACAUCUAUGGACUUUUCUUAUACCUAUGACCGGAGCAAGACAAGAGCUCGCAUCUAUCCCGCCUACCAUACUGCUUAUGAUACAUUUGACUAUUCAUCUAAAUACAUUGAUCCAGGUUUCACAAGUCACCAGGCGGUAGGCAGGACGGCAGGGAACGUGCUGGUGCGACUGGCUGACAGUCUUCUGUUGCCUUUGAACUGUGUUGACUAUGCUGAAAGUCUGGAGCAGUAUCUAGAUGAGGCUGUUAAAACCUUUGAGACCAAACUUACAAAUAAAGGGAUCUCUAUGGAACCCUUGAAGAACGCUGUGCAAUUAUUCCGCAAAGCAGCCACAAAACUUGACACUGUGAUCAGGGAUGCAGAUCUCGCAAAUGAAACGCCCCUGAAGGCACGCAGAAUUAAUGAUCAGCUCAUGCUGUUGGACAGGGCUUUCCUCGACCCAUUAGCGUUCCCAGAAAAGUACGCUUUCAGGCACGUCAUAUGGACCUCGAGGUCAUCGAGUGUGCCCACCUUCCCCGGACUAGCAGAUGCGGUGGAGAAAGCUGAGAAAAGCGGAAUGAAAGACGAUUGGGAUCUGGCUCAUAAACACUUAUCCAUCGUCACACAGGCCAUCGCGGGAGCCGCACACACGCUGGACGAUGUCAUUUAAAACAAGCUGAGAUUUAGUUAUUAUUAGUCUUAUUUUGAAAUCCACAAAAUACACGGAGGGAAUUAUGGAGCACACUAGAAAACUAUGUUAUUGUAUGACUACCAUUACCAGUGCUUUUUUGAUCAAGCAUUUGAAACUGAUAAUUAAACAAGUGAUCCAGGUAAACUGAAUUCAGAUGCAAAAUCCUCUAAGUGUGUCUGACAUGUUUAGUUUUUUUUGUAAAUGAGCAUUUUUUUAUUAGGCUCUUACAUUGAAAAGGUUACAUGUCAAAAAUUUUACAAAUAUCAUUUUAACAGUGGCGACCGGUGACUUCUUUUUUCGAGGGCGCUCGAUGCGAGGUUUGUCACAACAUGUAUGUAUCCCGUCAUGUGUGUGGUUUGUCAUUUUAAAAUAUGUGCACUGCGCGUCGAAAGAUCCUGUGUGCAUCACGUGUCUUGUCAAAAUAAGUGCCUGCUGCAGAUGCGUCUAAAGGGUUUAUGAUAAAAGAGACACUCGCAUUUGCCAGAUACUCGCAUAAUCUCAUGCAUAAUCAGAGUCUUGCGUGUAUUUUGUGAACGUGAGCGUCUCUUUUAUCAUAAACGGUUUUGACGCGUAUGCAGCAGGCACUUAUUUUGACAAAACACGUGAUGCACAUGGUUCACAUGACGAUACAAACACAUAUUUUGAAAACACGAGCAACCCACAUGACACUCCAAACACUUAUUUUGAAUUUGCGCCCCUCGGAUGAGCAGUCACAAGCCGCCACUGGUAUUGGUAUACAAAUUUGCCACACACUGCCGAAGAGAAUACAUUUAGCAGACAAAACACUGUUUUCAGGCAUGAUUUAU
Paramisgurnus dabryanus is the source of this 3129-nucleotide messenger RNA. RefSeq names its product N-acetylated alpha-linked acidic dipeptidase like 1 (gene naaladl1). The record is from RefSeq and is a predicted model, not a curated record. Gene Ontology annotation, molecular function: carboxypeptidase activity. NCBI's taxonomy places the organism in Eukaryota, Metazoa, Chordata, Actinopteri, Cypriniformes, Cobitidae.